AUGAAUAAGUAUGAAAUCUAAGGUGUAGUAGGUGAAGGAGCUUAUGGAAUAGUACUAAAAUGCAAAAAUAAGGAGACUAAUGAAUGGGGUUAGUAUUUUUUAGUAUUUCUUACAGUGGCUAUAAAAAAAUUCAAAGAAACAGAGGAUGAUGAAGCAGUAAAGAAGAGUAUUCAAAGAGAGGUGAAAAUGUUACGAAUGUUAAAGCAUCCAAAUAUUAUUUAAUUGAAGGAAGCGUUUAAGAAGAAAGGCAAAAUAUUUCUAGUAUUUCAAUUCGUUGAUAGAAACUUAUUAGAAUUAUUAGAAGAGAGAAGAACUCUAGAUGUAUAAUAAUAGUAGUAAAAUAGUAAGAAAGCAUAAAAAGAGUGAUAUUUUAAUUGGUUCUUGCUUUACAUGCAUGUCAUUCUGUAGGAAUUGCACAUAGAGAUAUAAAACCUGAAAAUUUACUGAUUGAUAAUGAAUUAAAUUUAAAGUUAUGUGAUUUUGGCUUUGCAAGAGUAAAUAUAAUUAAUAUAAUUAGACAAUAUAAAAUACAGAAUAAUUGACUGAUUAUGUGGCUACAAGAUGGUACAGAUCUCCUGAAUUACUCAUAUCCAAUAAUUAUGGAAAGUAAGUGGAUAUUUGGGCUAUUGGUUGUAUUAUGGGAGAAUUAAUAGAUGGUUAACCAUUAUUUCCAGGUGAAAAUGAGAUGGAUUAAUUAUAUCUUAUAUAGAAAAUAAUAGGACCAUUGACCUAAGAACAGUUAGAGAAAUUUUAGAAGAAUUAAAGAUAUAUAGGAAUGAAGUUUCCAGAAAUUGUUAAAUUAGAAACUAUUGAAAAGAGAUAUUCAGGUAAGAUGUGUAAUAAAGGUCUCAAUUUCUUAAAGAUGUGCUUGAUUAUGGAUCCACAUAAAAGAAUGACUUCUUUAGAUUGUUUAGAACAUCCUUAUCUUUCUGAUCUAUGGAAUAAAGAAAAUGUUAUUAGACCUAAAAGUAAUUUUUAGAGGAGAAUUAGUUGUGAAAGAGAUGACUCUAAACUUAGCAUCAAUAAUCAAUUUGAUUUUUAUGAACAAAAACCAAUAAAGAUAUAAGAGAAAGCCAUACCUUAAAUAAUUCAAAAUUAAUCAUUUGUUUAAAAAUAAUUGUACAAUUACAAAAUGGGAGAUGAAACUACUGAAACUAUUAAAGAAGUUGAAGAUACCAAAUCAUAAAUGCAUAAAACAUUCAAUCAAUCAUUUAAAAUUUAAUUUAAUGAUACUCUUCCAUAAAGUAGAUUAGGCUCUGAAUAAGACAAAAGGAUUAAUAGAGUCGUUGGUUUACCAGGCCUGAAAGAAGAUCCUAAACAAUAAUAGUUUUAAUAAAAAUAAUAGUAGUAAUAGACUAAUCUAAAUAAAUCUACUAAUAAGAGAAUUUCCGUAUAAUAACCAUCUUUCUAUGUUUAGGUAUUAAUAUUUAUAAACUCUUCAGGGAUAAUAUAAUUUAUAACCUUAAAAGCUUAAUCUAGUGUAUAAUUCUAAUACUUACAAUUAUUCAAUUAAGAAAUCGUAUAUCUCAAAAAAAUGA
Molecule: messenger RNA, 1538 nt
Organism: Paramecium sonneborni
Lineage: Eukaryota; Ciliophora; Oligohymenophorea; Peniculida; Parameciidae
Source: the annotation of a GenBank genome assembly